This is a messenger RNA of Colias croceus (clouded yellow), 2539 nucleotides long. RefSeq names its product myotubularin-related protein 9. Bases 81 to 1742 code for a protein of 553 amino acids. Lineage: Eukaryota; Metazoa; Arthropoda; Insecta; Lepidoptera; Pieridae. Gene Ontology annotation, biological process: negative regulation of autophagy. The record is from RefSeq and is a predicted model, not a curated record. The transcript has 10 exons.
ACUUCAAGUUGGCAAUUAGCGAUAAAUAAUGCAAUUAUUAUUAGUCGUUUUUUAUAUUUAAUUCAAAACAAGAAAUUCAGAUGGAAUUUAUUGAGCUUAUACUAAUAAAUAAAUUAGAUGGUGUCAUUUUAAAAUAUCCUCAUCAUGACAAUGUAGACGGAACUGUAUGUAUCACAGGCCAUCAUCUUAUUUUAAGUUCAAGAAAAGAAGGCGUUCGAGAACUAUGGCUUCUUCACAAGAAUAUAGACUGUAUAGAGAAAAAGGAAAACAAACUAAGUGGGGGUAUAGUUCAAGGAGGCUCAUUGUAUUUGAAAUGCAAGGAUCUUAGAAUAUUUCAAUUAGAUAUAAGUAGCACAACGGAACUGAAUCUUGUUGCCCAGACCUUAGAGAAUCUAUCAAAUCUACAAGACCCAAGCUUAUUUUAUCCAUUCUUCUAUAGACAUAUGCAUCCUAUUAUGGAAAAUGGAUACACACUAUACAGUAUUGAAGGUGAAUUCACGAAAGUGUUAGCAACAGAAGAAUGGCGCAUAUCCCGUGUAAACCAACAUUAUACAGUCACACCCAGUUAUCCAAAAGCAGUGGUGGUGCCAAAGGUUAUAGAUGACGAAACAUUAUUAGCUGCGGCAAGUUUCAGACAGGGUGGACGAUUUCCUGUGCUCUCUUAUAGGCAUAAUAAUGGGGCGGUAUUAUUACGAGCGGGUCAACCUUUGUACGGGCCUAAACAUAGGAGGUGCAAACCUGAUGAACAUAUUCUCAAUUCAGUUGUCAAUGUUGGUAUGAAAGGCAUCAUUUAUGACUUAAGGAGCUCUAAUUCAAUAUCACAGCAGCAAAAUAAAGGGGGUGGUACAGAGAGUGCAGCGAAUUACUCACAGUGGAGAAUAUACAAUAGAUCAAUGGAUGAUGUUGAUAAUCAACAACAGUUAUUGGAGAGCUUUUCCAAGUUAGUUGAAGCAUGUCUAGACAAAGAAAUAUCAUCAGAUAAGUGGAUAUCAAGACUGGAAUCAUGCGGGUGGCCAGAAUCAGUACGGAAUUCUCUUCACACUGCUUGUAUAAUAGCACAACAUAUACAUCAUAAAGGAGAACCGGUUUUAAUACAUGGUACGCGUGGAGAAGAUGCAACAUUGCUUGUCUGCUCUCUGGUACAAAUUAUAUUGAGUCCCGAUUGUCGCACUAUCAGAGGUCUUCAAGCGCUAAUAGAGCGCGAGUGGCUAGGCGCCGGGCACCCGUUCGGCACUCGGCUGCGUUGCGGCCCGCACGCCACCGCAGCCCGCGCGGCUCCCACCUUCCCGCUGUUCCUAGACUGCGUGCGACAGUUCCUCGAGCAGUUCCCGUGCAGCUUUGAAUACCGGCAGUCGUUCCUCAUCACUCUCUUCGAGCACGCGUAUGCAAGCCAGUUCGGUACAUUCCUCUGCGACAGUGACCAAGAGCGCGAAACGCGCGGGGUCUAUGAGCACACAACCAGUCUAUGGUCAUGGAUCAACCAGCCAGAUGAAUUGACUACAUAUAUCAAUCCAUUGUAUGAUCCCACGCCUAAUGUUAUAUGGCCAUCUGUUGCGCCCAUGAGCUUCGUUAUAUGGGAAGAACUGUAUCUCCGCUGGCUAGUACCGCAACACACGGAGGAACGCGAAGAGCAGUACAAGGUGAUUCGAACAAGGGAACAACAUAUGCGAUCGCAGGCGCAACAGUUGAGAAGGGAGUUACUUGAUCUGGCCGCACAGUACUAUAAUAGAAGUGAUAAAUAGGAAAAAAAACAAUUUAGAUACAAGCUCGUAGUGUGUUAUGAGCGAAAAAUAGAAAAAAAAAAAAAUGAUUCAAUUUAAUUUUAUUGAAUGGCUCAGUAAAUAUUGGCUCUUAAUUGAAUAUGAUUAUUGGUAAGCUUCAUAAUCUUAUGCUAUAUUUUAUCAGAUAGUGGACGAAAUGGGAAUUUUAGUUAUUUAUUUUAUUUUUACAUAGUUUAGAAAAAUAAUUCUGUCUCGAAUUUAUUUAUUUGUCUGAAAAACGAUUGCGAUUUUCAUACAAAUAAUGUAGUCCCAUUCCAAUAGUGUCGUAGAAAAUGUCUCGAAAUAUUAAUAUUCUGUGUCUUUUGUAUGCAAUAUGCAUAAUAUAUGUAAAAUAUAAUAAUAUAUUGUAGAUUUACAAGAGUCAAAGAGGUUUUUUGAGGAUUUUUAUUUAAAUAUACAAUAUAAAUUUAUCAAGGCAAACAAUUAUUUUAUGACCUACGCAAAAGGUUCAUUUAAUAUGAUUUGUCUAACAGAAGGUAGUCUUAUGAAUUGAUUUUUCUUAAUAUUAAAUGAAUCAAUUAGUUUAGAUUUUAAUUAGCUUAACAUUACGUUUAUGUAUUUUACAUAUACAAACAUAGCUAAAUAUAUAUAUCUGGUAAAAUUUGUACGAUCUCACCAUUCAGUACUAAAGAAAAGAGGAAACUAGACAUUCCCAUUGACACUGAAUGUUCUCUACAUAGUUAUUAAGAGCUAGCGCGCAAGAGCAACUUUUGUCUCCGCAACUAUUUUGUCUCUCCCAUCAACUCUAUAGGAAGUUG